AUGAAUACCUAUUCAAAAUUUUCAAAAAUGCCCAAAUUGUUUUAUUUAUCCGCAUUGUUCUUGGCGCCGAAGUAUGUGACAAGCCUAUGUCAGGCUAAUGAUUUUUUAAAAGCCCAAUUAAAUGUUUUAAAUUCAAGGAAUUUAUCUGAAACUUCUGUUGUAAAUGAUAAUUUAAGUAAUAAUGUAAAUAAUUUAAGAGAUGAACCCAAAUUUGAUGAGAUUGGAAAUCCGAAACCAAUUAAUGAUUUUGUGAUGGCAAUGUUUCUUGCUAGCGAACCUGACGAUUCUAGUAACCCGAUUAGCCCCAAAACGAUGUUUACUAUUAGUAGUAUCUCUGAUGAAAACGACUUGGAUAAUGUAAAUAAUAAAACACAUCAAAGUAAUCAGAUUAGGGAAUCAUUUAGCAAUAGUAUGGAUGAUUAUUUACAGUCUUAUAGUAAUAUAAUUUCAGUUGGUAAUGCCAAUGAUCCCCAUUCUAGUAAAACAGAACCUUCAAACGAAAAUAGCGCACCCACGUGUUCGGGGGAUAGAAGUGGCGACCAAGGUACCGAAUAUAAUUCACAAAACAUAACUCACAAUGACGAAAUGAAAAAAAAAUCUUUAAAAGGGUUUAUAAAAAGUGAUAACUGUAAAAAGGAUAAUGCACAUGAAAAGAAAAAUGAAAAGAAAAGUAAAAAGAAAAGUGAAAAGAAAAGUGAAAAGAAAAGUGAAAAGAAAAAUGAAGAGAACAGUGAAAAGAAAAGUAAAAAGAAAAGUGAAAAGAAAAAUGAAGAGAACAGUGAAGAGAAAAGUGAAAAGAAAAGUGAAAAGAAAAGUAAAAAGAAAAGUGAAAAGAAAAGUGAAAAGAAAAAUGAAGAGAAAAGUGAAGAGAAAAGUGAAGAGAAAAAGAAAUAUGAAAAUAAAAAAUAUCAUUUAAACGAUAAUUUGGAACUUGAAGAGUCUUUCGAAUGGAAUAAAAGUGAAACAGAAAUUUCUUCUAAUCUUUCAGUUUGUAGCAAAUCAAAAGAAACACUUGGAAUUUUGGAAUCGAAUUUGAUUGAAAAAUUACAUAAUAACUCAUCCUUAUCGAACGUGUUGGAUUCUAUACAUACUAUUAAAGAGAUUGAACAAAAUAUUUUUAAGAUUAUGAUGUUAGAAGAACAAAAUAGUUGUAUCCUUUUAGGAAAAAUUAAUAACAUACCACAGAAAUUUAUAAAAGAAAAAUGGAAUUUUGCUCAUAACAAGAUGCGCCAAGAAAUAAAUGAUAAAUUCCCUAAAAUAUUUGAUGAUUUAUAUAAUUAUGCUAAAAAAAAUAGUGGAAAUACUAAGGAUUUAAUUUCCGAUAUAAAAAUGACUCAAAACAAGUGUACGCGAUUAAGAGAGUUAAUACACAAGGAUAACCAACAUUUUUUUAUGGAAAACAUUAAGCAGUUUUUGAAGGACAUACAAAGCUAA
This is a messenger RNA of Plasmodium berghei ANKA, 1434 nucleotides long. RefSeq names its product Plasmodium exported protein (PHIST), unknown function. NCBI's taxonomy places the organism in Eukaryota, Apicomplexa, Aconoidasida, Haemosporida, Plasmodiidae. The record is from RefSeq and is a predicted model, not a curated record. The coding region runs from base 1 to 1434 and encodes 477 amino acids. The transcript is spliced from 2 exons.